Molecule: messenger RNA, 2165 nt
Organism: Passer domesticus (house sparrow)
Lineage: Eukaryota; Metazoa; Chordata; Aves; Passeriformes; Passeridae
Product: zinc finger protein 239-like
Exons: 4
Coding region: 703-1692 (329 amino acids)
Biological process (GO): regulation of transcription by RNA polymerase II
Molecular function (GO): DNA-binding transcription factor activity; RNA polymerase II cis-regulatory region sequence-specific DNA binding
Source: RefSeq, a predicted model, not a curated record
UCAAGAUCCAGAGGCUCAUACCUGUUCUGAAGUGGCGCCUGGCUUGGGAGUGGGGGUCAGGAGCAAUUUUUAUUAUUAUGUCCUUGAGCAGGUAUCGACUCCAACUCCCCUUCAUCUACCAGGUGUCCUUCUAUUGUCUGACAGUGGGAGGCAUAAAAGAGAGUAGGAACCAAGGAGAGCAUUGCUGUCCUGUGAGACCUCAGGGAUCCUCAAGGAUCCACUGUGACACUGAAGGGCCCAAGGAUCCAAGGGACUUUGUGACACCAAGGGGUUCCAUGGAACCAAAGGGACAUUGUGACCCAGGGAAGCCUCAUGGAAACAUGGAGGUCAUUGGAACACUCUGGGGCCUCAAGGAACUGUGGUGACACCAAGCUGGGUGUGAGUGUGGAUCUGCUGGAGGGUCAGAGGGCUCUGCACAGGAACCUGGACAGGCUGGAUCCAAGGCCCAAAUCCAACAAGGGGCUCUCUUCUGUGAAUGGGCCAUUGAGUGUCCCUGCAGGACUGGUAAAAUGACAUCAUCCCAUUGUGGGAUGCUCCGCCCAGGGGGAGGAGCCACGCGUUCCUACCUGGAUAUAAACUGAGACUUGUAGCACCAGGAGCAUCUUGCCUACUGGAUUUCCAGAGGACAAGAGCUCCAUAAGCACCACUGGACCUUCAGAGGAAGACCAGACCCUUCUACAGGAUCACCGCUUCGACAGAAUCAUGUUCAUCACUGCAACAGGACUGAGGCCACCAUCUAAUGGGACUGCUACCACCACCCUGACACACAGGGUGCCAGAAUUUCCCAUCUCAAAACCACUGCCAGAUGGAGGAGAAGGCUGUAAGGAAGAGGAAGAUGUCCCGGGACCAUCAGACAAGGAGCUGAGGAUGGAGACCAGUGAGGACAAAUCUCCGCAGCAGAACCUUCUGGAAGAGGCCGUUUUCAGUGGCUCCAUGGCACAGGAAUCUAAUGGGGAAGAAAAUUCCCUGAGAUCCUGCAGGAGGAGGGGCUCCAAACACAGCCCAGGGUGCUCUGAGGAAGAAAGACCCAGCCUGUUCCAGGAAGGUGGACAGAGCUUCAGCCAGAGCUCAGAGCUGAUGGUCCAUGAGCAGCUUCAUGAUGGGGAGAAACCCUACAAGUGCUUGGAGUGUGGGAAGAGCUUCAGGCAGAGCUGCCACCUGAUCUGCCACCAGAGGAUCCACACUGGGGAAUGGCCCUACGAGUGUGGGGAGUGUGGGAAGGGCUUCAGCUACAGAUCCACCCUUGUGACCCACCAACGCAUCCACACCGGGGACAGGCCCUAUGAAUGCCUUGAGUGUCAGCAGAGAUUUCAGACCCACUCCACUCUCCUCAGGCACCAGAGGAUUCACAGCGAGGAGAGGCCCUUCCUCUGCCCCGACUGCGGGAAGGGCUUCAAGCAAAACUCCCACCUUGUCACCCACCAGCGCAUCCACACUGGGGAGAGGCCCUACGGGUGCCACACCUGUCAGAAGAGGUUUCACAGCAGCUUCAAUCUCCUCCUGCAUGAGCGGAUUCACAGCGAGGAGAGGCCCUUCCGCUGCCCCGACUGUGGCCAGGUCUUCAAGCACAACUCCACUCUCGUCACCCACUGGCGCAUUCACACUGGGGAAAGGCCCUACCAGUGUCCCCAGUGUGGGAAGAGCUUCAUCAACAGCUCUAACUUGACCCAACACCAAUGGAGUCACCUGUAAGGGAAGCCCUGCAAAUGCCCCUUGUCCUGGAUUGACUAUAUGAUGCUUUUAUCCCCAGUCGUCUUGUUCUAUUUAUACUGAAUAAUACAUUUUACACCUUUAAGACUCUCUUCCAGACAGUGAGGAGGGGAGGGAAGAAGCGCGCAGUUUGUUUUCAGACUGCUCUCACUCCUCCACAUUCCUGCUCCUGGACUGUGUUGUCUGCGGAUGGACAGACAGCCGGACAGAGCUCCUUUUUCCCUUUCUCUUGCUUUUAGUUAGUUUUAGCUAGCUGAGGCAAAGACGUUCCCUGGACUGUGAUUUUUUCCUUUUUGCUUGGACCUGUUCAAGCCUGCUCUGCACUGAACACCCAGAAGAGCACCGGCAGCUCCACCUGUGACCCCUGGCCGGGCCUGGGCUGUGGCGUUUCCAGCACCAGAGAGACUGAUCAGAGACUGAGUGAGCCGAGCUGCAACCCGGGGAGGGGACUGUUC